This is a messenger RNA of Effrenium voratum, 3792 nucleotides long. Lineage: Eukaryota; Dinophyceae; Suessiales; Symbiodiniaceae. The record is from the annotation of a GenBank genome assembly.
AUGCCUUAUGCUCAGCACACGUCGGAGAUCGGCGUGGAGCCGCGGGAGGGCCAGCUGGCGCCCCACGAGGAGCGCGAGAUCCGGUUCAGCUUCAAGUCCGCGCGGGCAGCGCAGUUCAAGAGCACGCUUCAGUUGGAGUCCCGCGACGUGGAGGGCCUCAACAGCUGGCAACAGGCGGCCAAGAUCUCUGUGGCCGCGGAAUCCUUCGCGGUGGACGCGGUCAUUGAGCCCGACCCUAGGGAGGUGCCCUUGGACUUUGGCACCGUGCUGGUGCACAGCAGUGCUCAGCGCAUUUUCGAGAUCCUCAACCGGGGCCGCUUCCCGGUCCGCCCGGCGCCCAGCACGCGCCCAGACAGCCGUGCAUCUGACGCAAUGCUGGUUCUCUUGGCAACUCUGGCUCUGGCGGCCGCACGGCCUCGCCAACUGGGCGGUACGCCCUCCAUGGACACUGCGGCCGAUUAUUCUGCCCCAUCCAGCUUUGCCAUGGUCUCUCGUGUCUACAUCCCCUACGACACAGAGGCAACUUCUUUGGCUUUUGGCAUGGGUGCUGCGGAGCAGAUUGCAUAUGAUCACAUGCAGAAGUAUGCAUAUGCCGUCUCUGAGCAGGGUGUCCUGAAUGUCAUCGACUGGAACGAUCCCAGUAAUCCUGCCGUGCAAUCCAGCUUGGCGUAUGAUUUCCAAGGCGAGAAACUGACAGACAUCGAGAUCUGUGCGGAUAAGCGGGUGAUCUUUGUUGGUGCCGGUGCGUCUACCAAGACAGACAAUGGACGUGUUCAUAUCUUGACAACUGUCCAGCGUUCCUCCCCUGCAGCUCCUACUAGCAUUGGGAAUUUGGAAGCUGGUCCUUUGCCAGAUAUGAUUUUGCCCAACAGCGACUGCACCAAGCUGGCGGUUGCCAAUGAAGGUGAAGCCAUCUAUAAGAACGGCCUUACUGACCCAGCAGGCAGUGCCAUGAUUUUCGAGAGCUCCGACUGGAGCAACGUGGCAAAUGUCGUAAAGCACACAGUGACCUUCGACUCCUACACGGACAGCCAGCUGAUUCAAAACGGAGUGCAUUUGCCCUUGUCUUAUGAUGCCAUGGUGUACUGGGACGACAAUUCCUAUGUGGCCAGUACGGUGGACUUCGCUUCUGCUCGGUCCUCCUACAGUGCUGCCACGAACCUGGAGCCUGAGUAUCUUGCGUGGUCCGGAGAUGAUUCCACUCUUUUCGUGAACCUGCAGGAGAACAACGCCGUUGCCAUCAUCAAUGUGCCCUCCACAGGAUCUCCAUCUUUGACAAAGAUCACUGGUCUUGGAUUGAAGGACUACACCACAAUCCCUAUUGACCUCAAGAAAGACCAAGCCUGCACUCUUGCAACGUAUGCUGGCCUGAAGUCUCUUCGCCUACCAGACUCCAUUCAGGCAGUGGAGGUGGAUGGAAAGACUUACCUCCUCACUGCCAAUGAGGGUGACGACGUCAGCUAUGGCGACUGGGAGGAGAAGAUGAAGUUGAAGGACGUGGUGGAGUCUGACGGAACCCCAGACAAGGACAUGAUCAACAUGACGAUUACAGCGGCUGCUGCAAGCGCGGCUCAAGCAGUGCAUACUGCCACGGAUGGACUGAGGAUUACCAUUGGGUCGACCGCUGUGGACUACAGCGAUCCUCUUGCUCCCGAGAUCCAGCACAUCGUUGCGUUUGGCGGUCGUGGCAUUUCAAUCUACGAGCACACAGGCGGUGAUCUGUCUCUGACCUGGGAUUCGGGCUCGGAAUUUGAGACUCAGCAAUGUGCACAUUUUCCGUGGGCACACAACGGCAUCCAGGAUGAAGAGUUCUCACCUGUGAAUGGUACCCUUUGGACUACAGAUGCAGGUAUCCGCGGGACUUUGGAAGAGAUGGCUCAGGAAUGCAACGAUGGGGGUGAUGGAAAGCCGGGUGCUUGCCCUCUUGGACAGACAGUUGAUGAACGAUCUGAGAAGGACGGGCCUGCGCCGGAAGCCAUUGUUGCUGGCAAAGCCUGUGGCUCACUUCUUGCAGUUACUGCUACGGAGAAGCAAAGCACAAUCUUUGUCUAUGACAUCUCCAACAUCAAUUCGCCCACUCUUCUCUUCGUGAAACAGCUGUCCCCUUCAUCUGAGACCAAGAAUCCGGGUGUCGCCUAUGCAGAUCGCAGCCUAGGAGAAAUUGAUCCGGAAGCCAUGAUCUUCUUGGAUGCAGCCCAUUCUCCAUCGGGAAAAGCCGGGGUGAUGGUUGGAGGCUAUGAGCUGGCGAUUCGCCGCGGCUUGCGGGAGCUGCUGCAGAUCGACCAGCCCAAGGAAGAGCUCCAGCCUGGAGAGCGCAAGGCCAUCACUGUGACCUGCACUCCAGGCCGUGUCUUCGAAGCCUCCAGCGAAGGCAUCGCACUGCAGAUCUUCGAUCAGCUGAGCGGGGAGUCCGUGGACCACCGGAUCCCGCCGAUGCGCGUGGCUCUGACAGCAGUCUACAACACCUUCCAGGUGACGCCGCCGCGCGGCUUGAACUUUGGACCUGUGGAGAAGGGGGAGACGCAGACCCGGAGCUUUACGAUCCGAAACAACGGCAUUUUCGCCUUCAACUGGAGCCUCUUCGAUUGGGCGGACCCUCCAUCCUUUGGCGAGGAUGGUCAGCCACCGUUGUCGAAGAACCCCGUGGCGGCUGGGCCCUUCAAUGUCAAGCCCACGUCUGGCAAGUUGGAUCCGGAUGAGGACGUGCAGGUUCAGGUCACCUUCGAGGCGGCCGGCGAUGAGGAUUAUGACUCCAAGAUUGCCAUUUGGGUGGAUGGGGUCCAGGGGGAGCCCUCGCCGGACGCGGGGCAGCUCGCAGGUUGCUCCUCGUACCUCCUCACGGGCCAGAGCUGCGUGCCAGGCAUCAACACCACCGACCUGCAGACGGUCUUCGAGGAACAGUUCUUCACGCGCACGCUGGAAGAUGCCAUUGCCAUCGCAGGGCGUUUGGAUGUCCGCGUUUUCUCGGAGGCGGAUCAAAUCUUCCACUUCGGACCGGUCUUGGUGAAGGAGCGAGGCGUUGGCACUAGCCAGCCCACCUCGCCCACCGCGCAGCCCCCAGAGUUCGGCGUCACGGAGAAUCUGCGGCUCACCAACCCCAAGGCGGUGCCUUGCAAGGUGCAGCUCUCCAUCAAGCCUCGGGAGGGCAGCGAUGUGGCUGGAUCCAGCGAUGCCUUCGAGGUGUUCCCUCAAGAGCUGGUCAUCUCUCCUCACGACUCACGGCAGAUCCAGGUGAAGUUCACGCCCAACCACCUGGCGAGCUUCGGGGCGGUGCUGGAGGCGGUGGUGCCUCAAGGCACGGACCCCAGCAGCAACUACCUCUCCUUCGAGCUCCGGGGUGAUGGGGCCGUGCCCUCCGUCUCUUUGCAGGGCCCACGGCUCUUUGGGGACGAGGGCGGAGAACUGGACAUGGGCAAGCUGGCGCUCUUCAGGAGGAACGAGGUGCAGAUGGCCCUCCGCAACGAUGGGCUGCUGCCGGCAACGGUUCGGGUGGACUUCGCCCACUCGCAGAACUUCACGGUGGCCUGCCCCUCCAGCGUGUCGCUGAACAAGGGCGAGUCCCGGAGCUUUCAGGUGCGAUUCCACCCGCAUGCCAUCGGCAAGGUCAAGGCGGAUCUGGGCAUUCGCACAUUGGGAAAUCCCUUCGAGGACGUCACCAUCCAGCUGGAGGGCGAAGGCCACAGCAACGAGGUGUGUUGGGAGCUCUCAGACGUGCGCCGUGCGGGCGGCGUCUUCGGCAUGCGCGGCAGACUGGAGCCCCAUGCAGGACUACGUGCCGCCCUCGCCGGAUGA